AUGGAAAGUAACACAUUACAAAAAGACCAAAUAGAUAUCCCGUCGGAGUAUUCGAGCGACUUGUGCACAUCGUCAGACACAGACUAUUCGUCUGAUUUAUCUGCAGACACAGACGUUGAGUGUCGUGACGAUUUAAAGUAUAAAAGUCCAAGUUCCGACUUUAGUGUAUUACAUGGAGCAAAAGAAAUAUGCCGUGAAGCGUUUGUUGGCCACACAUUUACAACAGUAUCCAUCCCAACAAGUGUUGAGACGAUUGGACGGAGUGCGUUUCGGGUCUGUGAACGUUUGGAACGUAUUGAGAUGAGUACUUCGGUGACUUCCCUUGGACGAUGUGUGUUUGAAGGAGCAACAGCACUAUCUAAUGUAGUUCUAUCCGAGAACCUGCGAGUACUUCCACCCUCUACAUUUUCAAGGUGUUUAAGUCUAAAGACACUGACAAUCCCUGACUCCGUUGUUGACAUCAGAAAGAGGUGUUUUGAGGAGUGUGGCUUAACUCGAGUCGACAUACCACACAGUGUCACAACAAUAGGGAGAAAGUGUUUCCGUGGGAGUGCAAGUCUUAUCAAUAUUGUUAUUGGGUGUAAUGUCAAAGUGCUUGAGAAGUCAGUGUUUUGUCGGUGUAGUGCAUUAAGUGGCAUCACAUUUAUGUCGUCUCUAACUCGCUUUAGUGACUCGGUAUUUGCUGGGUGUGUCUCAUUGAAGUACUUUCCGAUAUGCUCGACACUGAAAUCCAUUGGGCGGUAUUGUUACAGUCACAUGACAAGUGCAGAGGAGUGUGUACUACCGCCGUCUAUCACUUCAUUGGCUAGUGGCGCGUUCUUUAGGUGCUCAAACCUCAAACGUGUCACUUUACCACCAACACUGAGAACAAUUUGUGACUCUGCUUUCUGUGGAUGUGUGUCGAUCAAGCAAAUGACACUUCCAGACAGUGUCACAUCAAUUGGAAAAAAGUGCUUCGUCUACUGCACGAGUCUUGAGAAAGUGAAAUUGCCAAGUAACACGACAUCCCUUCCACCCAAUUGCUUUGAAAAUUGUUCUUGUUUGUCUGUAGUGGACAACAUUGAUAGACUCGAAGAUGUUGGUGCGCACUGUUUUAAUGGGUGUUCGAAACUCUUCUCAAAAGGUAUACCAAAGAAAUUGAAAGGAGUUGGGAAGUAUGCGUUUGCGAAUACUUCCGUGGAGCAUGUCAAAGUCCCAUAUAGUGUCACACGACUUGGGAAGUACGCGUUCAGUUCCAAUCGAAAUUUGUUUACAAUAACCCUUCCCGAGUCGCUGUGUGUCUUGUCAGAAGGAUGCUUCUCUGACUGUGUAAAUCUUGAAACACUCGAACUGCCCAAAACAGUGGAGAGAGUUGAAACGCGGUGUUUUGCGGGGUGUAAAAGUCUGAGUACUGUAAAGUAUGAAAGAAGCAGUUUCUUCGAAGAAGACGUCUUUGACGGGUGUGACGAGAUGGAGUAUGAACCAACUCCUUUAUACUUCCUCUGUGAACGCGACAAUGUAUAUAGAGCAGUCCGCACGUUGUACCUCCCGAACUACAUCGACGGCAUUUCUUGUUGUGGAUUUUCUAAUGAUGGAAUUCUUGAGGAGAUCACUAUGAGUACAUCGGUGACUACACUUCGUAAGAACGCGUUUGAAUUGUGUGUUGGGUUGUCGUCUGUUGUGUUGGGAAAACUGAUCACUGUUAUUCCUAAAAUGUGCUUUUCCGGGUGCGACCAUCUUGAGGCCAUCACACUGCCAAAUCGUCUUACGACGAUUCAAAAAUCUGCGUUUCAGAAAUGUAACGCACUUCUUACUAUAGACCUCCCUAACAGUCUUUCUAAGAUCGGAAAGUGCGCGUUCAUGCUGUGUAAUUCUCUACGUACUAUUUCGCUUUCACCACACAUCACUACACUCAAAAUGUGUACAUUCGAAAACUGCAUUAGUCUGAAUAGCGUCACUCUACCAACUAAUCUCAUUUAUAUCGGAAAUUCUUGCUUCUCAAAUUGUGGCAUCGAAACACUGACUAUACCUAAUAGCGUCACGAAAAUAGCGAGAAUGGCGUUUAUGAACUGCAUCGAUCUCAAACAAGUGAACAUCGGAAAUGGAGUCGAAACGAUCGGAGAGUCAUGUUUCUCGGGAUGCAAAACACUGGCUGAGAUCACUAUUGGGGUCAGCGUCAGCCGCGUUGGAAAAGAGGCGUUCAGUGAUUGCGAGAAAUUGCGUGUUGUCGCGUUUGGACCAUCGCUGAAGCAGUUUGGAAAGCGCGUUUUUGCUGGGUGUGGCAUUCUCACACACGCAGUGUUCCCGCAACAUUUUAUUAGCUCCAAAUGA
Entamoeba invadens IP1 is the source of this 2310-nucleotide messenger RNA. RefSeq lists its product as hypothetical. The record is from RefSeq and is a predicted model, not a curated record. The transcript has a single exon. Bases 1 to 2310 code for a protein of 769 amino acids. NCBI's taxonomy places the organism in Eukaryota, Evosea, Mastigamoebida, Endamoebidae.